CCCGCCCCCGCUCGUGCACUCUGACCCAGCUAGUGACGCGCAUAUAAGCGCGUUCGUGCCGAGCCGCCAGUGAGCGAGACAGAGAGCGACCAUUCAUCAUCCUCACAGAUCAUUCCACUCAGACACAGAGCGACUCACAGCUGCAACAAUGGCCUCCGGCGUGAAAGUGACCGAUGAAGUUAUUGCUGUCUUCAACGACAUGAAGGUACGAAAGGCGCAGGCAAACGAAGAGGAGAAGAGGAAGAGGAAGAAGGCCAUUCUCUUCUGCCUGAGCAAAGACCUGAAGUACAUUGUUCUGGACGAGGGCAAGGAAAUUCUGCAGGGGGAGCUGGGAACCACUGUCCAAGACCCCUACCAGCACUUCGUCAAGAUGUUGCCCCCGGACGACUGCCGCUACGCUCUGUACGACGCCACCUAUGAGACCAAAGAAACUAAGAAGGAGGACCUGGUCUUUAUCUUUUGGGCUCCGGAUAGUGCCCCACUCAAGAGCAAGAUGAUCUAUGCCAGCUCAAAAGACGCUAUCAAGAGGAAAUUUGAGGGUAUCAAGCACGAGUGGCAGGUGAAUGGUCUUGAAGACUUGAAAGACAGGCACACUCUGGCAGAGAAACUGGGCGGCUCAGCAGUAGUCAGCGUGGAAGGGUCCCCGCUCUAAUGGCCGCGCCCCUGCCUCAUUUCCCGGCUUCCUCAGAGGCCUUUCUGACACAUUUGUUGGGUUUAGCUGUUCAUUCCAGUGGGGUUGGGGAAAAGGGCGAACAUGGAGCCAGCAUCAUUUGCAGGACACUCUGGGAGGGAUAUCAAGGGUGGGUGUGGAGUUGGGGGGCGGGAGGGGGGUCAAGUGAUUCUUAAAAAAAAUCCAGUUAACGUCUGAAGAAUCUAAAUCAAACAGAAUGACGGAUGAUGUAUACUUGGUAAAAGAUGGCUAUUUUUCUGGGGUUUAUUUGAAAGUGAUGGGCAACAAUCUGAAAAUCCAACCUCGUGACACCUGAAAUUGUUCCAACUACAUUUUUUUUUGCCAAACUUCUAGUUAAGUUUUGUAAGUGUGUGUAGUUGAGAAUAGAUGUAGUAAACUAAUUUUGAUUGCACGAGAAGUUUCAAAACCUUCUCCUGGGCAACGCCAUUCAGUAUACUUUUGUCUUUUUUGGCUCAUCAUACAAUUCCCAAACUUGAGAAUGAUGGCAUUCGAUGUAGUGAACACACAUUCCUUGUUCUUGUAAGAAAAGCAGGUUCUCCUCGAUGAAACUUUGUUGUGACGCAGGUCUGAUGGGAGCGAUGUCAGUUUGAGACUGAUUCUUGAAUGGUGGAUGUUUUGUAUCGUCUCCGGAUCUCUAUUAAAAAGCACUAAACUACA
Molecule: messenger RNA, 1348 nt
Organism: Synchiropus splendidus (mandarinfish)
Lineage: Eukaryota; Metazoa; Chordata; Actinopteri; Syngnathiformes; Callionymidae
Gene: cfl1
Product: cofilin 1
Exons: 4
Coding region: 149-652 (167 amino acids)
Biological process (GO): actin filament fragmentation; cell motility; actin filament severing
Cellular component (GO): actin cortical patch; cytoplasm; actin cytoskeleton
Molecular function (GO): actin filament binding
Source: RefSeq, a predicted model, not a curated record